AAAUUGCUUCAUUGAUUCCAUCCAUUCUCAAACAACUGAAAUAGUUUUUGUUUUCGUCAACGGCGGCUAGUUGCCGUUUCUUCUGCUUCAUUUAAUUGGCGAACCCUUCACAUCACCUUCAUCACACUCAUUUGUUUUUUGUUUUUAACAUCUUCAAAGCCCCUAUAUAAGGAAUCUUUCACUUUUAACACAACUUCACAAACUUUCCCUCAUUUCACUCUUAAACUCUAAACCCCAACUCUCCAGAUUCCAUAUUGCAAACAAUGGGGUCAUUGGAUUCAAAAGAAUCACCUGCCAAUAACCCAGGCCUUCAUUCUCCCCCUGAUGAAGCCACCAAAGGCUACAUCAUGCAGCAAACCAUGUUUCGAAUCAAGGAUCCAAAACGUACUCUUGAAUUUUAUAGUCGCGUUUUGGGCAUGUCGUUGCUAAACAAAGUGGAUGUUCCAUAUAUGAAAAUGACAUUGUAUAUGAUGGGCUAUGAGGAUGUUUCAUCAGCUCCAACUGACCCAGUUGAGAAAACUAUUUGGACAUUUGGAAGACCAGCUACUAUGGAAUUAACACAUUUCUGGGGUACUGAAAACGACCCUGAGUUCAAAGGAUACCACAAUGGGAAUUCAGAACCUAUUGGCUUCGGGCACAUUGGCAUCACCGUAGAUGACAUGUGUAAGGCAUGCGAGAGAUUUGAGAGUCUUGGAGUAGAGUUUGUCAAAAAACCAAGCGAUGGUUAUGCAUUCAUCAAGGACCCCGAUGGUUACUGGAUUGAGAUCUUUGAUUUGAAUGGAAUUAGAGCAAUAGUUAACACUUUAGCUUAAGCUAGUGCUUCACCGAGUUCAGGAAACAAGGGUAUGGCAUAUGUAGUAGGUUUCGUUCGUUGUCGUGAUUCUAGUGUUAUAAUGUCUGCUCCUAUACAUUAAUCCCUUUGCUUUCUGGAACUUAUUGAAGGACAAAAUUCGGUGAAAUCUUACUUGAAGUACAUUUCAUUUCUAUUGUGUAUAUGUUUUUUGUAUGUUUGAUAUGUACAACAAGCACGACAAAGUGUAAAAAUAAAAAAAUUGUAAGAGAAAACUCAAUCUUGAGAUUUACUAAAA
Gossypium arboreum is the source of this 1088-nucleotide messenger RNA. RefSeq names its product lactoylglutathione lyase-like. Bases 264 to 812 code for a protein of 182 amino acids. The record is from RefSeq and is a predicted model, not a curated record. The transcript is spliced from 8 exons. Gene Ontology annotation, molecular function: metal ion binding; lactoylglutathione lyase activity. NCBI's taxonomy places the organism in Eukaryota, Viridiplantae, Streptophyta, Magnoliopsida, Malvales, Malvaceae.